ACAGACUCCCCUCUCCGCGCCGUCUCCUCCGCUAUGGCCUCCACCAGCUCUGGCGUGCCUCCAGAAACAUCGCACCAGCUCUAUAUGGACAGCCUCAGACUCAUAGGCAACACCACCGUCGUAGGCACCUUCUACGGCAUGAUGACCGUCGCAGCCGGCAUGUGCGUGCAGACCCUCGUCCGCUUCCGCAAGCGCCGCACCCCCCGCCGCCUCGCCUUUCUCCUCGCCUACGUCGCCGUGCUGUGGGCGAGCGGCACGCUCUACGUCGCGGGCCUCGCGCUCUCGACGCAGACGACCUACAUCGACCACCGCCUGUUCUCGCCCGGGCCGUAUGCGUACUACAAGUUCGACCAGCCGGGCGUGAUCAUGACGAUGGUUACCUACUUCGUUGGGUACGUGUUCGCGGACGGAAUGAUGGUAUGGAGGUUUAGGGUCAUCUGGCGCGACUCGAAGCAUUACUGGUGGCUCGUCCCGAUACCCUGUCUCGCUUGGGCAACCAACGUCGUCGUGGGCCUCCUUGCGGACGUAUUCAUAUCCAUGCCGCAACACGCGUUCUACUCCACGAUAUCCCAGAAGAUCGUCGUACCGAACAUGGUGUUAACCAUAUGUCUCAACGUCUUCACCACGACCCUCAUGGCGGGCCGCCUCCUCAUGUUCCGCCGGCGGAUGCAGCAGCACGAAGUCCCCGGCAGCUCCACGCCCUCCUCCAAGCAAUACACGAACGUCGCGGCGAUGCUCGUCGAGUCCUGCACGCUCUACACGACCUCCUCCGUCCUCUUCCUCGGCUUCUACCUCGCGAACCACCCCGCGGAGACCGUCAUGGUCUCCAUCACGUCCCAGAUGCAGCUCAUCGGCCCGCUGCUGGUGAUGCUCCGCAUCUCGCGCGGCGUCGCGUGGAAGGAGAGCACGCACUCGGAGAUCACCACCGGCACGCGGCGCGAUACCGAGGUGCAGUUCGCGCGCGGCUCUGUGUACGGCGACGGCGAGGCGUGUGGGCAGGGUCACGGGGGCGACCCCAGGGGCCGCCGCCACAGCAGCGGGGAGGAGGAGGACGAGGACGAGAGCGGGGAGGACGGGUCGAAGAGGGGGAGUCAGCUGGAGAGCCCGCGGUUGCCGCGGAUGUCGAUGAACGAGAAGAGGAGCGAGUCGAGUAUCUCGUUUGCGGAGCAUGAGCUGGACGGUGUGGAGGGGGUCGUACGCGCGGACGAGCUCGUCAAGGGCGAGGUCUAGCCUGCUGUUCAUGUGGGGCCUUGGGGCCAUGAGCUAGCAUGGAGUCCGGUGCUGCUAGUUUUAGCAUAGGGUGCCCGGAUUUGAAGCUUGAAGUUGGGAGUUUGAGGGUGUGCUCGUGGACUUUGCGCAUUCGACGUACAUAGGACCGUGAUCACGCAUAUUUUGUACACGCUCGCUGGUAUUGCGCACACGCUCGUUACAUGCUUCUCAAGUUGAGUGAGUAUAAGUACAUGAUCUGUGGCGGGGAGAGCUCUACUCUGUUCAACACCAUGUAUAUAUAUAAUCGCUCGUAAGUAGAGU
Messenger RNA from Coniophora puteana RWD-64-598 SS2, 1530 nucleotides. RefSeq lists its product as uncharacterized. The transcript is spliced from 4 exons. NCBI's taxonomy places the organism in Eukaryota, Fungi, Basidiomycota, Agaricomycetes, Boletales, Coniophoraceae. The record is from RefSeq and is a predicted model, not a curated record. Bases 34 to 1230 code for a protein of 398 amino acids.